AUGAGUCUGCUCAACUGUGAAAGCAGCUGUGGGUCCAGCCAGCCGGACAGCGACUGUUGUGCUGCCAUGGCCAGCUCCUGUGGCGCUGCCGCCAAAGACGACAGUGUCAGCGGCAGCGGCAGCACGAGGAACCUCUCCAGCUCCUUUGUGGAAGAGCUCCAGGGCUAUGACGUGGAGUUCGACCCACCCCUGGAAAGCAAGUACGAAUGCCCCAUCUGCCUGAUGGCAUUACGGGAAGCAGUGCAGACACCGUGUGGCCACAGGUUCUGCAAAGCGUGCAUCACCAAGUCCAUAAGGGAUGCAGGUCACAAAUGUCCAGUUGACAAUGAAAUACUCCUGGAAAAUCAACUUUUUCCUGAUAACUUUGCAAAGCGAGAGAUUCUGUCUCUGAUGGUGAAGUGUCCAAAUGCAGGUUGUUCGCACAAAAUGGAACUAAGGCAUCUCGAGGAUCAUCAGGCACAUUGUGAGUUUGCUCUUGUGGAUUGUCCCCAGUGCCAACGUUCCUUCGAAAAAUGCCAUCUUAAAGUUCACAUUAUCAAGGAUUGUCCAAGGAGACAGGUUUCCUGUAAGAACUGUGUUGCACUGAUGGCAUUUGAAGAUAAAGAGCUCCAUGACCAGAAGUGUCCUUUGGCAAACGUCAUCUGUGAAUACUGCAAUACCAUGCUCAUCAGAGAACAGAUGUCUAAUCAUUAUGAUCUAGACUGCCCUAUGGCCCCGAUCCCGUGUGCAUUCAGUGCUUUUGGUUGCCAUGACAAGAUGCAGAGGAACCACCUGGCCCGCCACCUGCAAGAGAACACCCAGUUGCACAUGAGAAUGUUGGCCCAGGCUGUUCAAAACUUAAGCCUUGCUUUAUCGCCCAGGCCUCAGUGUUACGUGCUUCCGUAUGAUACUGCCUCUGUGUCCCAAGUUUCCUCUGGGUGUAAUUCAGAGGUCCAGAAUUUCCAAGAAACCAUUCAGCAGUUAGAGGGUCGCCUUGUAAGACAAGACCAUCAAAUCCGGGAGCUGACUGCUAAGAUGGAGACUCAGAGCAUGUAUGUAGGUGAGCUCAAACGGACUAUUCGAACCCUUGAGGACAAAGUUGCAGAUGUGGAAGCAAAACAGUGCAAUGGGAUUUACCUCUGGAAGAUUGGCAACUUUGGGAUGCACUUGAAAUCCCAAGAGGAGGAGAGACCUGUUGUUAUACACAGUCCCGGAUUCUACACUGGCAAACCCGGUUACAAAUUCUGCAUGCGCCUGCACCUCCAGUUACCAAGUGCUCAGCGCUGUGCAAACUACAUCUCCCUCUUUGUCCACACAAUGCAAGGAGAGUAUGACAGCCACCUGCCUUGGCCCUUUCAGGGGACAAUACGCCUUACAAUUCUAGAUCAGUCUGAUGCACCUGUAAGGCAGAAUCAUGAAGAGAUCAUGGAUGCCAAGCCAGAGUUGCUUGCCUUCCAGCGACCCACAAUCCCCCGGAACCCGAAGGGCUUUGGUUAUGUGACUUUUAUGCACCUGGAAGCCCUAAGACAACGAACCUUCAUUAAGGAUGACACAUUAUUAGUGCGCUGUGAGGUCUCUACCCGCUUCGACAUGGGUAGCCUUCGGAGGGAGGGCUUUCAGCCCCGAAGUACUGAUGCAGGAGUAUAG
Chrysochloris asiatica (Cape golden mole) is the source of this 1626-nucleotide messenger RNA. It is a transcript of the gene TRAF6, whose product is annotated as TNF receptor-associated factor 6, E3 ubiquitin protein ligase. Gene Ontology annotation, molecular function: tumor necrosis factor receptor binding; zinc ion binding; ubiquitin protein ligase activity. The transcript is spliced from 6 exons. The record is from RefSeq and is a predicted model, not a curated record. Gene Ontology annotation, cellular component: plasma membrane signaling receptor complex. Gene Ontology annotation, biological process: protein K63-linked ubiquitination; interleukin-1-mediated signaling pathway; regulation of apoptotic process. Bases 1 to 1626 code for a protein of 541 amino acids. NCBI's taxonomy places the organism in Eukaryota, Metazoa, Chordata, Mammalia, Afrosoricida, Chrysochloridae.